AUGGAGCAUCAAGCUGCCGCCUCGAAGAUUCAAGAUCUCCCCCCGGACAUCUUGUCGUCAAUCUUCAUUAGGAUCCAGGACCCUUUCGCCAGCAACUUGAUGUGCAUGAUAAAAAACAAGAACAUUCAGAAUGCUGCUUGCAACGAUGCCCUUUGGAAAGAAAUCUUCGCGCGGAUUUGGGGACAAGGAUUCUCUAGGAUCGAGGGGGAGGAUGCGUUCCAGCAAGGAUGCCUCGAGUGGAACAACAACCCCAGCAUACGCACAGCGUUCGGCGUACUUGAGAGGAUAGCGAAGUUCGAUUUCAAUCACAAUUACAACGAGUGGAUUGCAGACAUUGUGAGGGAAAAUCGGAGGGAGGAAGACAAAGCCAAGGUGAUCGUCAACUUCUUCUUCUGGCGGAUCCGGCAGAGUGUUGGUGCCGAGCAUCUUGACAAGACAAAAGAAAUCAUCUCGAUGUAUAUCACCAAAUCGAAGAAAGACUCUGAGUUCGGAAGCUUAGCUCUGCAUGUAAGACGGUGUUACAUGUCCAACUUCGACAUGCGCGGGCUAGGCCUCGUGGAUGCCCUGAGGGUCUUCCUUGCGAAGACAAGAAUGCCGACGGGGGCCUCAAAGAUCUGCAUGAUGCUGUGGGACUUCUCUGGAGAGUUUGCGACACAGAACGGAGGGUCACGAGGAGAACUGGACGAGCCGACCAAGGGUGAAGUUUCUCAUGAUGCCGUCUAUAUCCUGACUUGGUCGCUCAUUGUCUUGAACGCUGACGCCCACAAUCCUCAAGUGAAACCCAAGAUGAGGGAAAGGGACUGGGUGCUCAACACGUGCUCGGCGCUUCAUGGUGUGGGAUGUUACCUCGAUGCUGAAGAAGAGCUCUUGCUACGGCACGAUGCUCUAGGAAUCUCUUCUCCUCUGCCAGCGACCAACGGCAGCGACGAUGACGCAAGGGAGCCGGGCGAUCGCCCGCUGAGAUGGCAGCUGGAUGUUCUCAACAUGCGGCUCAUGUACCGGCAGGUGCACGCCAGCCCUCUGAUCAGCAAGAAGAACGUGUCUCCCAUCACCGGCAUGCCUGCGUUUCUGCAGGGAAUCUACGACUGGUGGAGUGCGAUGAAGACGCAGAUGCCUGUGCUGAGACAUCUGCAAGAAGCGUGGCGAGCAUGA
Messenger RNA from Guillardia theta CCMP2712, 1152 nucleotides. RefSeq lists its product as hypothetical. The record is from RefSeq and is a predicted model, not a curated record. Gene Ontology annotation, biological process: regulation of ARF protein signal transduction. NCBI's taxonomy places the organism in Eukaryota, Cryptophyceae, Pyrenomonadales, Geminigeraceae. The coding region runs from base 1 to 1152 and encodes 383 amino acids. Gene Ontology annotation, molecular function: guanyl-nucleotide exchange factor activity; protein binding. The transcript is spliced from 11 exons.